This is a messenger RNA of Durio zibethinus, 3024 nucleotides long. Lineage: Eukaryota; Viridiplantae; Streptophyta; Magnoliopsida; Malvales; Malvaceae. The record is from RefSeq and is a predicted model, not a curated record.
UGGAAUGUGAUAGCGGUCCUACAUAUUUUUCUCAAGAAAAGCUGUGGCAUGCGGGACAAGGUGGAAUGAAUGCCGAUUAUCUCUUGGGAAAGAAGAGAGGAAGAUUACUCAUUGGUCAUUACUGUAACUCAGCCGAAGGAGAAAAGGCUCGUAAGGAAACGUUGCCGUUUGGGCCUAGGACCACUGUAUACACUACACGGGAGAAAUCCAAAAUUCCCGGCAACAAGAAAUUUCGCGCCAGUGUCGACCACUUACAAGUAUGUGAAAUUAUGUUGAUGUUGUCUACUCAAAACACUUAAGCCCCUCAUGAACCGUCCAUUUUGAAUCAGCAGUCCAACAGUAUGAUCUCAACGGCUAAAAACUCACUCAAAUCAGACAAAUCCAAACUUCAUGACCAUACAAAAAUACACUUCAAAUCAAGACAAAGCGACAAUCUCUGUCAUUUCACAUAUCUCGAGGACUUACCCUAUUUCAAAAGCCAAUCUCCUGGUCUUACGAUCCCACCCAAAAAGAAAAAAAAAAUAAUCUUUUUCUUGAUACUUUGCCUAAAAAUACAAAGAAAUUUAUCUAUCCAAGACUGAAAAAAAAAAAAGAAAAAAAGAAAAGAGAAUCCGAAGGAAAAAGGGUGGGUUGCAAACAAUAGAAUUCAACACAAAAAACCAAACUUUAGCCAAAUCCAGUCUUCAGCUUUUUUUUUUUUUGUCAGUACAUUUUGGCCUUACUCUCAUUAGUCAAAACCUAUUGAAAAAGAAUUAAAAGCUGCCCUUUUUAACUUUGGGCUUUGGCUCCUCCUCUUUUUGUAGUUGAUUUUGUCUAACUUUCAAUGGAGCAGCACGUAAUGUGGAUUGUUUUGUUCCUUUUUCUUUGGUUUUGUUGGGUCCAUUCUGUUUCAGCUGGUGAUAGUCUCCUCUCUCCAAAAGGAGUUAACUAUGAAGUGGCUGCUUUGAUGGCGGUGAAGAGAGAGAUGAGAGAUGAUAGGCACGUAUUGGACGGCUGGGAUAUUAACUCGGUUGAUCCUUGUACUUGGAACAUGGUCGCUUGUUCCGCUGAAGGUUUCGUUAUCUCACUGGAAAUGGCCAGCACGGGGUUGUCUGGAGUGCUUUCAACAAGCAUUGGGAAUUUGAGUCACCUGAGGACAAUGUUGUUGCAAAACAAUCAGUUGUCAGGUCCCAUCCCAGAUGAGAUAGGGAAGCUCUCAGAGCUUCAAACUCUGGAUCUUUCUGGUAACCAACUUGUUGGAGUUAUUCCAAGUUCUUUGGGCGCUCUAACUCAUCUAAGUUACCUGCGGCUUAGCAAGAACAAUUUAUCUGGACCUAUUCCUGGACUCAUUGCAAAUCUCACUGGUCUUUCAUUCUUGGACUUGUCAUUUAAUAAUCUCAGUGGUCCUACUCCAAAAAUACUUGCAAAAGGUUAUAGUAUUACAGGGAACAACUUUCUUUGUGCUUCAUUAUCUGAACAAAUUUGCACAGAUUUUUCGAAACCAUUAAAUGUGGCAGGCUCAAUUUCAUCUUCUAGAAUCAGUAGAUAUCAUCGGUGGGUGCUUUCUGUUGCCAUAGGGAUCAGUUCCACGUUUGUGGUUUCUGUGAUGCUGCUUGUUUGUUGGGUGCAUUGGUACAGAUCUCGACUUUUGCUAACAUCAUAUGUGCAGCAAGAUUAUGAUUUUGAUAUUGGUCAUCUAAAGAGGUUCUCAUUUCGUGAACUGCAAAUUGCUACGGACAAUUUUAAUCCCAAAAAUAUUCUAGGGCAUGGAGGAUAUGGAGUUGUUUAUAAAGGAUGUCUUCUAAAUAGGUCAGUGGUGGCAGUUAAAAGGCUAAAAGAUCCAAAUUUCACAGGAGAAGUGCAAUUUCAAACUGAAGUAGAGAUGAUAGGUUUAGCUCUUCACCGAAACCUCUUACGUUUAUAUGGCUUCUGCAUGACACCUGAUGAGAGAUUGCUUGUUUAUCCUUAUAUGCCAAAUGGGAGUGUUGCUGAUCGCUUAAGAGAUACUUGUCGUGAAAAGCCUUCUCUGGAUUGGAAUAGACGAAUGCAUAUUGCCCUUGGAGCUGCCCGUGGACUUAUUUAUUUGCAUGAGCAAUGUAAUCCAAAAAUAAUUCACAGGGAUGUGAAAGCUGCAAAUAUUUUGCUUGACGAAAGUUUUGAAGCUGUGGUAGGGGAUUUUGGUCUUGCUAAGCUCUUAGAUAAACGCGAUUCACACGUUACUACUGCUGUGCGGGGUACUGUAGGACACAUUGCCCCGGAGUAUCUUUCAACUGGACAGUCUUCCGAAAAAACAGAUGUCUUUGGAUUUGGGAUACUACUCUUGGAGCUCAUCACAGGACAAAAGACAUUAGACGCUGGUAAUGGACAGAUUCAAAAGGGGAUGAUUCUUGACUGGGUUAGAUCAUUGCAUGAGGAGAAGAGGCUUGAAGUGCUAGUGGACAGGGAUUUGAAGGGAUGUUUUGAUGCAAUAGAGUUGGAAAAAACAGCAGAGCUUGCUCUGCAGUGUACUCGGUCACAACCGCACCUUCGCCCAAAGAUGUCGGAAGUUUUGAAGGUCCUGGAAGGUCUUGUGCGGUCAGGUACGGAGGGAUCACAAGGUGGAGCAAACCUUUGUGAGACAAGGGCAUGUAGCUUCUCUAGGAAUUAUAGUGACGUCCAUGAAGAGUCAUCCUUCAUCAUUGAAGCAAUGGAGCUUUCCGGACCUCGGUAAUAGAAAGUAUAAUUUGCCCUUUUCCAUCCAUCUGUACAUGAUUUUUGCAUAUGAGAGCUCACAUUAUACGUAAUUCUCUUUGGGGGAUUGUAUUAACUACAUGGAACUAAAGUUGUGAAACGUUAAGAGUUAGAUUUGAGGAACUUUCCCAUAAUUUAGGUGAAAUGUCUCAAAAUUUUGACUCAGGAUGUGGAGAGUAAGUCUUAGUCCUGUCUGUGUAGACCAUAGCUAGGAGUGUACUGUUGAUUUAAACAGAAGCAUUUAAAUUUGUUACGAGUUUAAGAUAUGAUUGUAGCGUAAAUAUUAGAUACAGUAAAUGAUAAAUGCAAUCAAGU